AUGACUUCAAGGGAGGCUUUACAAAUUCUUCAAAAACCAUUAACCACAGUGGAAAAAGUUGGUGGUAUUAGUUGCAAUUUAUGCAAAAAGAUAUUUAAAAAUAAAGCAGAUUUUGACACUCACUAUACAAAUCACACUGGGAAUAAAGAAGUUUUGUACCAAUGUGUUGUUUGUAGCAAAGAAUUUGAAAGGUACUCAGCAUUCCGUGGCCACUGCUACACUAAUCAUGUCAUCAAAAAUAGAUAUGUAUGUACACAAUGUGACAAAUUCUUUUCCAAACAAUACAAUCUACAGCAACACAUUGAAUUGGUUCAUGGGCCGCAAUGUAAAGCGUGCAUGCAAAAAUUUCCAUCUAAGAAAGAAUUGCAUCUACAUCAAAUCGUCUACCACAAUGAAAGUAUGGCCGACAACUCCUGUCAAGUAUGUCAAAAGGAGAUACUUACUGUGGAAGCAUGUAAACAGCACAUAGAUUUGCACCUGUCACAAGUCUACACAUGCCCAAUUUGUCAAGAAACAAUUCUCCAUAAGAAUAUGUCUGCUGAUCAUUUAAAGAAACACUUUUGGAAAAACGAUUUUGAUGAAAACAACUACGAAGGAAUAAUUAAUCAGCUGACUGCUAUAGCUUGUGGAUUAUGUUCAAUAAUUUGCCCAAAUCGCGAAGAGUUUGACGCCCAUUUUUUUUGCGAUCAUGCUGGCAAAGAUGUGUUUUACUCCUGCAUUUUGUGUGGCAAACAGUUUUUUAAACAUUCCGCAUUCCACACGCACGUCAAUCGCCAUUAUACUGAUGGCCAAUUUCUAUGUGAUACAUGCGACAAAACAUUCCCGAAUCUCUCUGAGCUCGUGUGGCACGUGUGUGAAUGCAGUCAAGAUUACAAAAAACAUAAACCGUACAUAUGUUUCCACUGUGGCAAUAGAUAUCUCCUCGAGCACUCGCUCCUGAAACACAUCACCGAUUCACACAAUGGAUUCGAUUUACGUUGCCGGGAACCUGGAUGUGAACAGAUAUUCGACAAACGGCGAGACCUGCUGCUGCACUCUCGGCAUCACGACGACCGCGUUCAGAGCUGGUGCCGCAUUUGCGGGCAGGACUUCGCUUCGCUGCCUUCCUGCGCGCGUCACCUCGAGGUCCACAAGAAGUAUCUCUUCGCGUGCCCUCUCUGCAGCAAGUCUUACGCCGAAAGGUCCUACCUUCUCAAACAUAUCCCCACUCACUUUAGAGCCGUGCUACACGUGUGCAAGAUCUGUGGAAAAAUUUACGAUGCGAAGCGAAGGCUCCUCGAGCAUCAGAAGACUCACCACGAAGUCAAAGUUCACAGCUGUUCGCGAUGCCCCAAAACUUUCGCUAAGAAAUCCCAUCUGCUGCAGCAUCUCAACAUUCACAAUAAGGAGAGAGAUUUCCUGUGCGUCGUGUGCGAAAAGAGGUUCUCUUGCUCGCCCAAUCUGUCGAAACAUCAAAACAGAGUUCACUGCGUAAAUUCAAACCGAUUAGUGAUCCGGGACGCUCGCGACGAUGCGGAAACCGAUCCCAAAAUUGAAAAUUCUAAAACGGACACUUCGCAAAACAAAGAUUGGUACGUUUACCUAAACGGAGAGAUGGAGACCAACGUCAUCGACGAAGCGGUGAUAGAGAAGGAAUCCCGACUGUUCGAGAGCCAAGACAGAGCCAAGACGGAGAUCGAACGCAUGGAGGUCGUCAGAGAAGUGUUCGGACACCAAAACGAAGAUGCAAAUGAUUUUAAAGUUAUUUUUAAAGAAAAGUGCUUCGGAAUCGCCUCGAGCUCUUUGUCUGACAUAGGAAAUUUCACAACGGACUCCGUUCCCCUAGAGUACGGCCCGGAGAUCGUGUCUCCCGGGGUGGACGACUAUAUUCUUCCGCACAUUGACCCCCUGCUCACGAUACUGACGGAUGCCAUCCCCGACCGCCCGGACCCCGCGCCGACCCAACACAUUCCCGACGAGAACGAGUUCUCUCUCGCCGAGUCGUGGGCUCCUCCCCUCAUCGCCAAAAUAUACUCGCACUACUACGACGAGUACGAAGAACACAACCGUUUAUCUGCCAAAACGGAUAUAUUUUAA
This is a messenger RNA of Pieris macdunnoughi, 2076 nucleotides long. NCBI's taxonomy places the organism in Eukaryota, Metazoa, Arthropoda, Insecta, Lepidoptera, Pieridae. The record is from the annotation of a GenBank genome assembly.